CCACUCUUUUGUUUAUCCAUCAUGGCUGCCCCCCUAAGUGCAAUAUGAACGUAAACAAUCAUGCCAUGAAGUAACCUUGCGUUUCGGAUUGUGUCACCGAAAUAUGUUGGAAUUUCAUCGAUAACUCGGCAAGAUACGUUUAUAUCAAAAAUGGCUUUCCGUGUGAGCAUCUCGAUUUUCCGAAAAUCUGUAUAUUUUCCGAGAGUUGCUUUCAACAUAUCUGCGCCACUGUUAAAUGUGUCACAGUUUCUCCGAACGGGAUGGGCUGCCCGUUGUCCAGGGACCAAUAAUGGACAGGGUUUUCGCUUCACCCCCGCCUGUUUUAUUACAUCGGAUGCGUUUUUGGGCAGACUGGCGAAAGGCAAAGCGGCAGAGACAGAUGACAGUCUUUAUCACGAUCCAGCCUCAGUUCCGCCCGACAGCGGUAAUCACAACGUCUGCUGCUGCCUCGGAAAACAAAAGAGGGUUACCUCCGGGCAUGCUAAGCAAAUAUCAUGGCUGGUGAAGGAUCCAGAUCAACCAGAGAAAUCAAAUGUUUUAAGAGUGGCCAUUAUUGGUUCCCCAAAUUCUGGGAAGUCCACACUGUCCAACCAACUGCUUGGCAGAAAGAUUUUACUGGACACUCCUGGACUCACUACACCAUCAAAAGUCAAGAGGCACCAGCUGGAGAAGUCUCUCCUCGAGGAUCCUUGGAAUACAGUCAAGGAAGCUGACCUUGGUACUGCACGAUUCUUCACUUUUUGCAACCUUUCGGGCACACAGAUGAUUGCUUGGGCCUGCAACAAGCUAGACUUUGAGGUCCUGAAAUGCCUGACCCAGUACCCAGAUGUCCCAGCAGUCCUAGUUCUCAAUAAGGUUGACUCGCUGAAGAGCAAGAGCAGGUUGUUGGAGAUGACAGCAGAUCUGACAUGUGGAGUGGUGAAUGGGCGGAAGCUGCAGGUCCGCAGUGUGAUCAAGCCCCCCUGGGCUGAGAGGAGGACGGACAGGGAGACCAGGACACCAGGGUCUGGAGAUGAGGGCGAGCCAGGUGGUGAUGUGGCUCCUCAUGAGGGCACUGAGGCCCAGUCAGGGCUGAGUAAGGAGCAGCUGAGAGCUCUGAAGACCCAACAGGGCAGGGCCCACUUCAAAGAUGUCUUCAUGCUCUCUGCUGUGGAUAGAGAGGAUGUGGAGACACUGAAGAGGUACCUAGUAGUAGGGUCAAAGCCUGGUUCUUGGCAAUACCACAGUGACGUUCUGACUGACUCCUGAGGAGGUCUGCACCAACACUGUCAGAGAGAAAACUACCUGCCCCCCAGGACACCUAUACCACCCGAUGUCACAUGAAGGCUAUAAAGAUCAUUAAGGACAACAACCACCCGAGCCACUGCCUGUUCACCCCGCUAUCAUCCAGAAUGCGAGUCGAUUGACUUGUGGCACGACAGGGGGAAUGGAGAGCUGGAUAUAGCAGUAAAACUGUAUGUGAAGAAAGAAAGUCACAUGGAAAUGGUGAUUGGCCAGGCUGGUCAGAUGGUUGCCAGGAUUGCCAGAGAGGCUGGAGAGGACCUUAGCACUGUGUUCCUCAGGGAGGUCAAGCUGAGGCUCUCAGUGAAGCUGAAGAAUUGAAGAGGAUUAUGGGAAACAGAGUAUUGUGAUCAUCUGGGGCAAACACAGUAUUAUGGUGGCCUAGUGUGUUGGAAAUUAACAUUGUUGAACUCUACGGAUUCUUUGGACACUAUACUCAGUGAAAGAUCUGACUGCUUUCUAUUGCUUGACUGUGGACAGACCUACAGCUGAACUGUGCUGCUGAGAGCUUGUGAGUGCUCAUCAUGAGUCAGCUAUUGAGAGUUAAUGGAAACACAGAGUGACAGCUCUCUCCCCUUGAACUUGUUCUCAGCCUUUUCUACAGUCACUUCUCUCAAGGGUCAUCAUACUGUAUUCUUGCAUAAGCAUUGCUCUUGAGUAAAGGAUGACUUGUGUAUAUUUUUGCAUAUAUUUUCCACUUUGUCUUUCAGAGCUUCUGUAACAUAUUAUCUUGUAAUUAUAUUUUUUACCUCUCA
Molecule: messenger RNA, 2036 nt
Organism: Oncorhynchus tshawytscha (Chinook salmon)
Lineage: Eukaryota; Metazoa; Chordata; Actinopteri; Salmoniformes; Salmonidae
Product: GTPase Era, mitochondrial
Exons: 10
Coding region: 151-1248 (365 amino acids)
Biological process (GO): ribosomal small subunit assembly
Cellular component (GO): mitochondrial matrix
Molecular function (GO): ribosomal small subunit binding; GTP binding; rRNA binding
Source: RefSeq, a predicted model, not a curated record